Nymphaea colorata (pocket water lily) is the source of this 3383-nucleotide messenger RNA. RefSeq names its product probable LRR receptor-like serine/threonine-protein kinase At1g07650. The record is from RefSeq and is a predicted model, not a curated record. Bases 71 to 3184 code for a protein of 1037 amino acids. Gene Ontology annotation, molecular function: protein kinase activity; ATP binding; protein binding. NCBI's taxonomy places the organism in Eukaryota, Viridiplantae, Streptophyta, Magnoliopsida, Nymphaeales, Nymphaeaceae. Gene Ontology annotation, biological process: protein phosphorylation. The transcript is spliced from 24 exons.
ACUUCGUCUCUUCUGAUUGGGAAGCUCCUGUUCUGUCCCUCGUUCUACUUCCCGACGCGGAGCGAUACGGAUGGGAAGGGGACUUGGCAUUCCGGCGGCGCUCCGUACUCGGCGCCUCCGUCUUCUUCUGCUUGUUCUCCUCUGCGUUUCUUUGGAUUUCGGAGGGAUCUUCAUCUUCCGAUCCGACGCUGCUGCUGCGCUCCCGAAGCAAGAAGUUGCCGCUCUUAAGCAAAUCGCAAAAGAACUUGGACAUAGAAAGUGGAAUUUCACGAUAGAUCCUUGCUCCGGAACUGGUGGGUGGAAUGAAACUAACGGGGAGGAGGUUAAUAGUGUCACUUGCGAUUGUUCAUACAACAACAGGACGGUUUGCCACAUCACGAGCAUUUUGCUGAAGAACCUAAACCUUUCGGGCGUGUUGCCUGCAGAGUUUGCUAAUCUUACCUUCCUACGAGUCCUUGAUCUGACACGCAAUUAUCUCAAUGGAUCGCUACCUGCUGCAUGGGCUUCCUUACCUUUAACUGACUUAUCUAUCUUGGGAAAUCGUGUAUCCGGAUCCAUCCCAAAGGAAUUUGGAAACAUGAAAAACCUUACAUCACUGGUACUUGAGGCCAACCAACUUGAAGGGCCUCUUCCUCCAGCACUUGGUAACUUGGCAACUUUGGAGAGAUUGCUCAUAGGCUCAAACAAUUUUACUGGACAGUUGCCUGACACAUUCUCCAAGUUGACAAGUUUGACAGAUUUUCGAAUACAUGGGAACAAUCUCUCAGGAAAGAUACCUGACUUCAUCAAGAGCUGGACAAGACUUUCAUCCUUAAUGAUCUUUGGAACAUCCAUGCAAGGACCUAUACCUGAGAGUAUUUCUUCUUUGACAAAUUUGACAGAUCUGAGGAUUACUGACAUUGGAGGACCAGGUUCACAGUUCCCACCAUUGCAGGACUUGCAAAAUAUCAAAACACUGAUACUACGGAACUGCUUGCUUUCAGGUCCAAUCCCAGACUACAUUGGUAGAAUGGCAAAACUGAAAACAUUAGACCUUUCAUUCAACAAUUUGAGUGGAGAUGUUCCAGAAUCAUUUGAAGAUCUAAAAAAACUUGAUUUCAUGUACCUGACAAGCAACAAGUUGACUGGUUCAGUACCCAGUUGGACUUUGAUAAGCCAAAAGAACCUGGACCUCUCAAAUAACACAUUCACUGGGGCUCCACGUUCUAGUUGUUCGGAGGGCAACUUGAAUUUGAUCGGUGCCUACUCCUCUAUGAAAGAUAAUUCAAUCAAUUCAUGUUUGAGAAAGGACUUUCCAUGCUUUAAAAAGGCACAAUACUAUAACUUGUUUAUAAAUUGUGGAGGAGUGGAAUAUAAAAUAAAUGAAACAAAGUAUGAAGCCGAUGUGAUGCGAAAGGGAGCAGCAAUGUCUUUCAUCGAACAAGACUCCCAUUGGGCAUUUAGCAGUUCAGGGAACUUCAUGGGUGACCACUUUGAUGCAGAUGAAUACAUAGUUACCAGAACAUCUAAAUUAAAUACACCCAACUCAGAACUGUACACAAACGCCCGUGUUUCUCCUCUUGCUCUCACAUACUAUGGUUUUUGCCUUCAGAAUGGCAACUACAAUGUCAGUCUCCACUUUGCUGAAAUAGUGUUUACAGAUGACCAAACUUUUAGCAGCCUUGGAAAGCGCAUAUUCGAUGUCUCUAUACAGGGCAAAUUAGUCUUAAAGGAUUUCAACAUCGAGGAAGAGGCCGGUGGCCCUGGUAGAGCUCUCAUUAGGAGUUUCGAUGCUAAUGUUACAAGCAACACCAUCGAGAUCCAAUUUUACUGGGCAGGGAAAGGGACAAUGUCUAUUCCAAAUCGAGGAGUUUAUGGGCCUCUUGUUUCAGCUAUUUCGGUGACACCGAACUUUGAACCUGAAAUUGACAGCGAGGAUGCGCUCAAGAUUCCAGUCAUAGCUAUUGUCAUGAUUGUCAUUGCUGGUUGCAUUAUUCUCUUCUUGAUUCUUGUGAUCCUUCGUAUGAGAGGUUGGCUGGGUGGUGGAGUACCUGAGGAUAAAGAACUUAGAGGCCGAUUAGAGAAACAAACCGGAUAUUUCACUCUGAAACAGAUAAAAGCUGCCACAAAAAACUUUGAUGCUGCAAAUAAAAUCGGCGAAGGGGGAUUUGGCCCCGUUUACAAGGGUGUCCUUCCAGAUGGAGAAGUAAUUGCAGUGAAGGUUCUUUCAUCCAAAUCAAAGCAAGGAAAUCGAGAAUUUGUUAAUGAGAUCGGCAUGAUUUCUGCCUUGCUGCAUCCAAACCUUGUAAAACUAUUAGGAUGCUGUAUUGAGGGCAACCAAUUGAUGCUAGUGUACGAGUACAUGGAGAAUAAUUCCCUUGCAAAUGCUUUGUUCGGUUCAGAGGCGGGUAGCGUGAAACUGGAUUGGCCAACAAGAUGCAAAAUUUGCAUAGGUAUAGCCAGAGGUCUGGCUUAUCUACACGAAGAAUCAAGGUUGAGGGUUGUGCAUAGAGAUAUCAAGGCAACAAAUGUGCUGCUCGAUAAGGAUCUCAAUGCAAAAAUAUCGGACUUCGGUUUGGCUAAACUUGAAGAAGAGGGAAAAACCCAUAUCAGCACUCGAAUUGCGGGAACAAUAGGAUAUAUGGCUCCGGAAUAUGCAAUGAGGGGAUACCUGACAGAUAAGGCGGAUAUAUACAGCUUUGGAGUGGUGGCCAUGGAGAUUGUCAGUGGAAAGAGUAACACAAGCUACAGACCGAAGGACGAAUGUGUAUACCUUCUCGAUUGGGCCUAUGUCCUACAAGAAAAAGGAAGCCUCCUGGACCUGGUAGACCCCAGCCUUGGAACAAACUACUCAAAGGAAGAGGCUUUGAGGAUGUUGAAGGUGUCCCUGCUCUGCACGAGCCCAUCUCCCACGCUCAGGCCUUCCAUGUCCACUGUGGUGAGCAUGCUUGAAGGUCGAGCAGCGGUGCACGAGCCCGCCGCCCCUGUCAGCGGCGUAUACUUGAGCGACGAUUGGAGGCUCAGGGCGGCCAGCGCCUCUUUCUUGACCGACGCUGGCAGUCUGUCUCCCUUGGAGCCCCAGACAGAGGUGACCGACCAAUGGAAUGAUGAGCCGGGUUCCAUGUCUGCAAGGGCAGAGCAGACCACCCUCACGUCAAGCAAUUCUUGCAACCCCCAUGACACGUUUGAGAUAGACGUGAAAUAGUGUCACAGUAAGGUCAUAUACUCGGUAUGGUGGUAUCGAUAUUAGGGAGAAGGUGAGCAGCCAAAGUGGCUUGAUCUGUUGUAUUGUUUCGUUCCAUAUUGUAUUCUUAUUAGCAUUUUUUGUUUGUUGUAAUAUUCAGCUUUGUUGGUGCUCAUCCAAUUAUAAAUGGCAAAAUUUAAAUGCGUCUUCUUAUUGUGAA